Messenger RNA from Musa acuminata AAA Group (dessert banana), 1028 nucleotides. Its product is annotated as probable plastid-lipid-associated protein 4, chloroplastic. Bases 80 to 817 code for a protein of 245 amino acids. The record is from RefSeq and is a predicted model, not a curated record. Lineage: Eukaryota; Viridiplantae; Streptophyta; Magnoliopsida; Zingiberales; Musaceae. The transcript is spliced from 6 exons.
AGGGAGCACGCUUAUCCGCUCGUGUCCGUCGCCGUACUCGGCGCCACAAGCUCCCACCCCCUCCCUGCUGCCCGACUCCAUGGCGAUGGCUUCUUCCCACCUCGCUCCCCCCUCCGCCUCGCUCCCGGCCCCAAGAAGCCUCCACCUCGUCCGCCCCCAGCUCCCCUUCCCAUCCUCCUCGAGGUGGCCCAGGAAGACGGGGGCCGCCGAUCCGCCUGAGGUCGCCUCGCUGCGAUGGCGCGCCGGUGUCUCCUUCUUCCCCUCCUUCCUCAAGAAGAAGGCCAGGUCCCCGGAGGAGAUCAAGGAAGAGUUGCUCGAGGCGAUUGCGCCUCUCGAUCGAGGCGCCGACGCCACGCCCGACGACCAAGAAAGGAUCGAUCAGAUUGCACGUGAACUAGAAGCAGUGAACACGGUUAAGGAGCCUUUCAAAUCGGAUCUAAUUAAUGGAAAAUGGGAGCUCAUCUAUACUACUUCGAGAUCAAUUCUGCAAGUCCAGAGACCAAAAUUUCUACGGCCCAAUGGAGAGAUCUACCAGGCAAUUAAUGCCGACACGCUACGAGCUCAAAAUAUGGAAACCUGGCCUUAUUUUAACCAGGUAACAGCGAACUUAGUUCCCCUAAAUGCCAAAAGGGUGAACGUUCAGUUUGAUACCUUCAAAAUAUUUGGUUUGAUACCAAUAAAAGCACCUGGAAGAGGCCGUGGUGAACUGGAAAUUACUUACUUGGACGAAGAGAUUCGGAUUUCCAGGGGUGACAAGGGGAACUUGUUCAUACUAAAAAUGGUGGAUCCAUCAUAUAGAGUCCCAGUUCGAGGGUGACAUGCAUGCAGUAAUUCCCACAGUUGCAGUAUUUGGGUUCCUGUACCAUCUCCUCUUCCUCCCCUCGACAAGUUUCUGACAAGGAUUUCCUCCCAAUAUUUCUUCUAAGAAGACGCAUGUAUUGUGAGUAGUCCUUGUAAAUCUAAAGAAAUUAAAAAGUAAGAAAAGUCAAUGCCUGUGCACUCCUUGUCAUAUGGCAUUUUAAUUUUUA